AUGCACGCGCUGGCAAAACUAAAAUCCAUCACCCCUACCGUAAAUCAAAUAGUCCGUACGUACGCGUUAAAAUCGGAUCUGAAAAUUAAAUGGGUCCGGCCGGAAAAGAUCCCGUGCUACAAGCCGGAAAAGUCGGGUGAUUUGCAGUCACUACCCAAAUUUGCCGGCACCGAACUGAUGAAGGAUUACCGCGAGUCGAAGGAGCUGGAAUCGGCAAAUGAGCAUGUUCGCAAUCUGUUCACCUUGGAUCACAAUAGGCGCCGGGAGAUGGUAGAAAACUUUAAAGAAUCCAUGGUGCAAAAAGUGUACCGACACGAUCUCGAUUAUGGUUCCAUGGAGGCGAAACUGGGACUUAUGACGGCAAGAAUACGCAGCUUGCAAGAAUACAUGGAACAGUUCCCGCGCCAGUCGAAGGUGAAGGUACAGCUGAAGGAACUGAUUGACAAACGCAAGCGUUUCCUGCGUUAUUUACGGCGCUGGGAUUAUCGUCGAUUCGAGUAUGUGCUGGAAAAGCUAGACCUUGUUUACAAACCAUACCCAACGCAUUUCCACUGGAUCACCCGUAAAGAUUCGUUACGCAAAUUGACCGACACCCACUGCGAACAGAUCAAAGAGACUCGUCUGGAUGAGUAUCGCAAGCAGCUGGAAUCGGAACAGUUAGCCUUUCUGGAAAAGAAGCUAAAGACGCUGGAAUUCAUCCGCAAGGAACAGACCGAGUGCCAGGUACCGGUGACGGUGACGAAAGAGGAAAUCCAAGCCGUCCGCAAGCAGUAUGAUGAGCUAAAACAAAAGCGAGCAGCAAUCACGGAAAGCUUAAAAGAGUCGGAAGAAUCAUAA
Messenger RNA from Anopheles marshallii, 837 nucleotides. RefSeq names its product 28S ribosomal protein S15, mitochondrial (gene bonsai). Gene Ontology annotation, biological process: translation. Gene Ontology annotation, cellular component: ribosome. Gene Ontology annotation, molecular function: structural constituent of ribosome. The record is from RefSeq and is a predicted model, not a curated record. The transcript is spliced from 3 exons. Lineage: Eukaryota; Metazoa; Arthropoda; Insecta; Diptera; Culicidae. The coding region runs from base 1 to 837 and encodes 278 amino acids.